AAUACCCAUCAAGCUCGCUUCAGCAACUCAGUCCUCAAUUUUCUCUCUCUCUUGAUUUUCCGGGAAAAUCCAUCUAGAUUUUCUUGCCAGCCAAACACGCUAACAUGAAGAAAUCCACCCUCCUCGCAGCCUCCAUCGCCGUCGCCGCCGCCGCCAUCUCAACUUCAUCUUCCUCACAGCCUCCUCUUCAGGUACAAGGCUCCAUUCCCAACCUCGCCGGAAACUCCACCCCAUUCUCAUUGAGAUUCCGUCUCAAACCAUCGGGAUCUGAGACCCGUAUAACGCCGCUCCGUGAAAUCGUCAAGCGCGCUCUGGUUUUGCAAAGACGGGGCCACAGUGGCCCUUCGCCGGCGGAGCGCGCGGCUAUGAAGGAGAAGUUCAAGCCGAGAUACGAUGGGUUGCGGUUCAUUGAAACGCUGGUCACUGCUCACAGAUGAAACCUUUUCAAUUCAUUAUAUUGAUCUUGUAUCUAGAAGUUUGAAGAAAUUAUUAAAGAUUUCAAGUUUUUUUUUUCUUUCUUUGUAAUUUUUUUGUUCUAUAUAAAGAAUUGUGUUUUUUUAUAUUAAUUUGAUUUGGUUUUCUUGGCUGUGAA
Molecule: messenger RNA, 592 nt
Organism: Lotus japonicus
Lineage: Eukaryota; Viridiplantae; Streptophyta; Magnoliopsida; Fabales; Fabaceae
Exons: 1
Coding region: 105-437 (110 amino acids)
Source: RefSeq, a predicted model, not a curated record